AUGUUCUUUGUCUCGCCACCCCCUAGUUCACCCAAACGACGACAUAUAUUCACAAGUCUCAAAACUCGAAACACAGACCAGAAGCCCGCCGCGUGUAUAAAAAGGGCUGGAAAUCUCCCCUCUUCUUCUCUUCCUCGAAUCCCCAAGAAAAACAGACAGCUCACCUACCUCCUCAUCCUCCGCUUCCCCUCGACACCUUCGACAAGCAAGCAGAGGUUGACUGGCGCUGGAGCCGCUGCGGGCACAUCACACAGACCACCGAUUGGUGUCCCUUCUCCCUCACCUCCAGGACUCCCGGCCGCGACUGCCCGGAGUACUGGUUCCGGCUUCGGCACAGGCAGGGCUUCUGCCCAGCUUGUGCGAGGAGGAGAUGGAGUUGGCUUUGUGGGUUGGUGUAGACAAGACCUUUUUUCAGAUAGGUGGGUUGGGAUGGGAUGA
Messenger RNA from Pseudogymnoascus destructans, 438 nucleotides. RefSeq lists its product as uncharacterized. The transcript is spliced from 2 exons. The record is from RefSeq and is a predicted model, not a curated record. Lineage: Eukaryota; Fungi; Ascomycota; Leotiomycetes; Thelebolales; Thelebolaceae. The coding region runs from base 1 to 438 and encodes 145 amino acids.